This is a messenger RNA of Solanum lycopersicum (tomato), 1195 nucleotides long. Its product is annotated as ADP-ribosylation factor-like protein 2. Gene Ontology annotation, cellular component: cytoplasm; microtubule cytoskeleton. The record is from RefSeq and is a predicted model, not a curated record. Gene Ontology annotation, molecular function: GTP binding; GTPase activity. Lineage: Eukaryota; Viridiplantae; Streptophyta; Magnoliopsida; Solanales; Solanaceae. Gene Ontology annotation, biological process: protein folding.
UCAAUUUUAAAAGCUCCAUCCUUUAAUCUCAGUCAUUGGUUCAUCCAAAUCUACAAGAUCAAAUCUUGAUCGUCUAUAUCAUUCAAACCAACGGCUGAGAUCAAAUCUUCAUCUUCCUCUCAUCUCCUCCUCCCCUACCUCUCCCUCUCCUCUAUUCUCCUGGCAGCGAACGGCGCAGGCCAGCGAGCAGCCGCGAAAACCAGCCGGAAAACGGGCGAGGACCAGAUCUGACAGGCGAGCCUCUUUCUCUCUUCUCCUCCGCUCCAGUGAGGACGACAACAACAAACAGCAGCUCCAGCUGCUCUGACCAGCGAGCAGCGAGCGGCAAGCAGACAACUCCGGCGAAGGAAAGGUAAUCACCGGCGAACCUCAUUGAAGCCGACAACAACAACAGAGAGAUCCUCGCAUCUCCAUUCCUCUCCUCUUCGGCGAAGUUCUAGUAAUUCAGGAAACUAGGAGUGAUCACGAUGGGACUUCUCAGCAUUAUCCGGAAGAUCAAGCGAAAAGAAAAGGAGAUGCGCAUCCUUAUGGUGGGUCUUGACAACUCUGGUAAGACAACAAUAGUGUUAAAAAUAAAUGGUGAAGACACAAGCGUCAUCAGUCCAACUCUUGGCUUCAACAUCAAAACCAUUACGUAUCAGAAGUAUACCCUCAAUAUAUGGGAUGUUGGGGGGCAGAAAACAAUACGGUCUUAUUGGAGAAACUACUUUGAGCAAACUGAUGGCUUGGUGUGGGUUGUGGAUAGUUCUGAUCUGAGAAGGCUAGAUGACUGCAGAUAUGAGCUACAUAAUCUUCUGAAGGAGGAGAGGCUAUCAGGAGCAUCAUUAUUGAUUUUUGCAAAUAAGCAGGACAUACAAGGUGCUCUUUCUCCGGAUGAAAUAGCCAAAGUGCUUAAUCUGGAGGCUAUGGACAACAGCAGGCACUGGCGAAUCGUGGGAUGUAGUGCAUACACAGGAGACGGGCUACUUGAGGGAUUUGAUUGGCUGGUACAAGACGUUGCAUCGCGAAUCUAUAUGCUUGAUUAAGUGAAAAUUUUACAUUAAGAUUUUGAUUCCUGCAAGAUGACAUUGUUAAGAUCUUUUGGAUAUACAACAUUUGUGCAUGUAAAGAUAAAAGAAAAUCAUGCAAGUGGAAUUUUAUUAGCUACUGCUCAAAAUGACCAUUUGUGAGGAAAUUCUUUUAAGUCAUUUCCCAA